Cucurbita pepo subsp. pepo (vegetable marrow) is the source of this 348-nucleotide messenger RNA. Its product is annotated as cysteine proteinase inhibitor 8. Lineage: Eukaryota; Viridiplantae; Streptophyta; Magnoliopsida; Cucurbitales; Cucurbitaceae. The record is from RefSeq and is a predicted model, not a curated record. Gene Ontology annotation, molecular function: cysteine-type endopeptidase inhibitor activity.
AUGAGUUCUAUAGAAGCAGCUUCCAUACAAAACAAUGCGAGGCUCCAAGACUCGGAUGAUAUCCAUUAUGGUGGUUGGGUGGCGAUUAUGGAUAUCAAUGACCCAUACGUGCAAGAGCUUGGAAGGUUUGCGGUGAUGGAGCAUGCCAUGCAAAGCAAGGAAGAUGUGACUUUCACGAAGGUGGUAAGCGGGGCGACUCAAGUUGUGGCUGGAAAAGCUUAUCGGCUGGUGAUAACGGGAGUAAGUAAUGGCCAGAAAAUGUUUUCGUAUUACGAGGCUGUGGUGUUGGAUAUACCAUGGGAGCACUCAUGGAAACUCCUGUCUUUUAAGCCUCGCCCUAUGGUUUAA